AUGUCUCACAGAGAUAUAUCCGAGAUCGGCACCAACGCUUGCGUAUACAUUGCGAGGGGUGUGGAGCCCGAAGGCACAUCGGCCCUGGACGACGAGUCGCGGGUGCUGUUCCUGGACACGGUGCGGCGCAGCAACGCCGCCUGCCAGGCGGGCGACUACGGCCUGGCCGCCAGCCUGUACACGGAGGCGCUGGGCCUCGACCCGGCCAGCCACGUGCUCUACUCGAAUCGCUCGGCGGCCCGCCUCAAGAUGGGCAUGUUCGCGCUGGCGCUGCAGGACGCCGUGCGCGCCACCGAGCUCAGCCCCACCUGGCCCAAGGCGUACUAUCGUCAAGGCGUAGCUCUGCAAUGUCUCGGCCGCUACGCCGACGCCCUCGUCGCUUUCAGCCUGGGACUGGCGCGCGAGCCCUCCAACGGCCAGCUGCUCUCGGGCCUGAUCGAGGCCACGCUCAAGUCGCCGCUGCGGCUCAAUCUCGAGCCGACCUUUCAGCAGCUGCGGGCGAUGAAGCUGGACGAGUCGCCGUUCGUCGUGGUGUCGGUGGUGGGCCAGGAGCUCCUCGGCGCCGGCCAGUAUCGCGCCUCGGCGCACUGCCUCGAGGCCGCCCUCGCAAUCGGCUCGUGCAGUUUGAAGUUGCGCGGCAGCGUAUUCUCCGCGCUGUCGUCGGCCUACUGGGCCAUGAACUCGCUGGACAAGGCCAUCAAUUACAUGCAGCAGGAUCUUGAGGUUGCCCGCUCGCUGGCCGACGUCCCGGGCGAGUGUCGCGCCCACGGCAAUCUCGGCUCGGCCUACUUCAGCAAGGGCAGCUACAAGGAGUCGCUCACGGCCCAUCGCUAUCAGCUCGUUCUCGCCAUGAAGUGCAAGGACGGACAGGCGGCGGCCGCGGCGCUGACCAGCCUCGGCCACGUUUACACGGCCAUCGGCGAUCUGCCCAACGCCCUGGCGUCGCACAAGCAGGCCGUGCAGCUGGUCAAGCAGCAGGCCAACGACAAGCUGCAGGAGGCGCGAGAGAUCGGCAACGUCGGCGCCGUUUAUCUCGCCAUGGGAGAGUUCGAUAGCGCGGUCGACUGUCACACGCAGCACCUGCGCAUAGCCCGCCGUCUCGGCGACAAGGUCGAGGAGGCCCGGGCCUUCAGCAAUCUCGGCUCGGCCCACCACUACAGGCGCAACUACGGCCAAGCGGCGGCCUAUCACGAGAACGUGCUCCAGCUGGCCCACGAGCUCGGCGACAAGUCCGUGGAGGCGCGAGCCUACGCCGGCCUCGGGCACGCCGCCCGCUGCGCCGGCGAUCUCAAGUCGGCCAAGCUCUGGUAUCAGCGCCAGCUCGACAUGGCCCUGCAGACCAAGGACAAGGUGACGGAGAGCCGCAGCUGCAGCAAUCUCGGCAUCGUCUAUCAUCUGCAGGGCGAUCACGACGCCGCCCUGAAGCUGCACCAGGCCCAUCUGGCCUUGGCGCGAGCGCUGGGCGAUCGGGCGGGCAUGGGCAGGGCCUACGGCAACAUAGGGAACGCCUACAACGCCCUGGGCUACUACGAGCAGGCCUGCAAGUAUCACAAGCAGGAGCUGGCCAUCAGCAAGGAGGUGAACGAUCGCUGCUCGGAAGCCAGCACCCACGGCAAUCUCGGCGUGGCCUAUCAGGCACUGCAGAACUGGGACGCGGCUCUCAGACACUAUCGCGCCCACCUGUCGAUCGCUCGAGAACUCAAAGACGCCCAGGGCGAGGCGUGCGCCCUGCUCAACCUCGGCAAUUGUCUGUCGUCGCGCGGACGCUUCGACGAGGCAGUGCCCUACUACGAGACGUAUCUCAUGCUGUCGCAGGAGCUGCAGGACGUCGAGGGCGAGGCCAAGGCCUGCCACUUUCUCGGCUACGCGCACUACUGCUUGGGCAAUUAUCGCGAGGCCGUGAGGUACUACGAUCAGGAUCUGGCCCUGGCCAAGGAUCUGCAGGACAAGUCGGGCAUGGGUAGAGCCUACUGUAAUUUGGGACUGGCGCAUCUGGCGCUGGGCAAUUUGGACACGGCUCUCGAGUGCCAAAAGUACUAUCUGACCAUCGUCCACAUGACCAAGCAAGUAUCCGGCAAAUUCCGCGCCCUCGGCAACAUCGGCGACUGCCUCCUGCGCCUGGGCAAUCACGACGAGGCCAUCAAGAUGCACCAGCGUCAGCUCCAGCUGGCCCGCCAGUCCGCCGACAGGGGCCUCGAGGCCACGGCCUACGGCGCCCUCGGCGCGGCCCACCGCGCCACCAAGAGCCUCGACAAGGCGCUGGGCUAUCACACGCAGGAGCUCACUCUGCGCCAGGAGUCGGGCGAUCUGCGCGGCGAGUGUCGUGCCCACGGCAAUCUCGGCUCGGUGCACAUGCAGCUGGGCCAGUUCACGCACGCCCUCAAGUGCUACCGGGAGCAGUUGGAGCGAGCUCGCGAACUGGGCGACUCGGUGGUGGAGGCUCAGGCGCUCGGCAAUCUGGGCAUCACGAGGGUCAAUACGGGCCACUACGAGGAGGCGAUCGGAUACUUCGAGCAGCAGCUGUUGACUCUCGAGCCGCAGACCACGCAGACGGCCAUGCUGGACAAGGUCCAGGCGCUGGGCAAUCUCGGCGACUGUUUCGAGGCGCUCGGGGACACGCACGAGGCCGUCAAGUGUCACGAGCAGGAGCUCAACGGAGCGGUGCAGCUUCGUAGUCUCAAGGACCAGGAGAGGGCCUACGGUGGACUAGGCAGGGCCAAGGAGGCGGCUGGUCAGCUGCAGGAGGCACUGGUCUGCUUCGAGAAGCGACUGUUGGCCGCCCACGAGGCCGACAGCCCCUGCGGUCGUGGCGCGGCUUACGGCGAUCUGGGCCGAAUACACGCGGCCAUGGGCAAUUACGAGCAGUCCAUCGGCUGUCUGCAGCAUCAGCUGGCCCUGGCGCGCGAGACCGGUGACAAAUACGCCGAGGCCGAGGCUGCCGCUGGUCUCGGAGCGGUGCAUCUGCUCAGAGGUGAGCCGCAGGCGGCGCUACAGCAGCAUCAAGCCGAGUACGAGCUCGCCGAGAGUCUACAAGCAGUGGGACUACAGGCGCGCGCCUGCGGCAAUCUCGCGGCCGUGCACGAGGCCCAGGGUCGCGUCGACGAGGCCAUCAGACUGCACGAGAAGGCACUGAGUCUGGCGGCGGCUGCCAGUGGUGCCGAUCUGGGCCAGCGCGCCUCGGUCUUCGCCAGUCUCGGGAGGCUGCACCAUCUCAACGGCGAUCUGGCUCGAGCUCUGAGCUAUCUGCAGUCGGGCCUGUCGCUGGCCGAGGGUCUGGGCCACGCCGAGGAGACGGCCAGACUGCGACAUCGUCUCGGCCUCGUGCACUGGGACAACGGCGACUGGCCCGGUGCCGCCGAGCAGCUGGAGAAAGCCGCGGCUCUGCUCGAGGCUCAGUCACCCAUCACCGGUAGUUCCACCUCCUGGUGCUCGGCAAGAUCGUCUUCGCCCCGACUGGCCCAGAAGCCCAGCAAGGCCGAGCUGCUCGGCGAGACGUAUCGCGCGCUGCAGCGCAUCUGCGUGCACCUGGGCAAGCACGAGGAGGCGCUCUGCUGGGCCGAGCGCGGCCGGCGCGGCGCCAAGGACGACGUCGCGGCCUCGGUCACGGAGCUCGUCGACCGCCAGAAGGCCCUGGUGCUGUACUUCAGCGAGCUCGAGGACGAGCUGCACGCCUGGUGUCUGGCGCCGGGUCGGGGUCUGCUGCGCUUCCACUCGAGCCAGCUGCAGGCCGCCUCGCUGGAGAGACGAUCGCAGGAGGCGCGAGAGUCGGUCAUCAACGCGGCCGAUCAGACCAACAACAACAACAACAACAACAAUAACAAUUUGGACGCUAUGAACGAAGAUCAGAUCGGCAACGGCUCGUCGGCGACGAUCCUACCAGCGAGAAAUCAUCAUCUGAACGCGUCGAGCUACAGUCUGAGCAGUCUGUUCAGCGUGGGCUCGGUCAGCUCGAGGGCCGGAAGUCAGCGAUGGACCGCCGCCCAGCAGCGUGGAGGCGGUGGAUUGCUCGAGGACUGCUGGCACGUGUUGCCCGCGGCGCUCCAGGGACUGUACGAGCUGCUGAUCGGGCCGUUCGAGGAUCUGCUGCCGGCACCCAGGAAGGAGCUCGUGCUCGUGGUCGAGCGGGGCUUGUAUCUGGCGCCGUUGCCCGCGCUCAGGGCCGAUGUCGGCGAGGAGUAUCUGUGCGAGCGAUUCUCGCUGCUGGUCGUGCCGGCGCUGGGCGCUCUGAAGCGUCGCUCCUCGUCGGCGCGCGCACCCGCUGGAAACGCGGCUUCGACCAUAGCCGCGCUCGUGGUCGGCAAUCCGCUGCUGCCGGAGAAGGUGCGCGACGAGCACGGCUGGAGCGAGUCCGUGGCGUCGGCCGAGACCGAGGCCGGCAUCGUGGCCGAGCUCCUGGAGACGAGGCCUCUAGUCGGAAACGAAGCCACUCGAUCCGCCCUGCUGCGCGACCUGUCGGACGCCGAGUGCGUCCACCUCACGGUGCCGGCCUUCUUCGGCUCCUCGCCGGCCCUCGGCCUCUCGCCGGAGCAGUGCGACGAACCCGGCGACGAUCCCGAGUACCUGAUCGAUCCGUGGCGCGACCUGCCCAAGAUCACCGCGCGCCUCGUCGUCAUCUCCUGCAGCCACUGGAGCCACGACUCGCUGGACGCGCGUGGCGUCGAGCGUCUCGCCAGGUCGUUCCUGCUCGCCGGUGCCCAGUGCGUCCUCAUCGGCAUGUGGCCGGUGCCCUCCACGGCCAGCAGCAUACUGCUUCGGGCCUUCUACAGCGCCAUGCUCCAGGGUCAGCGGGCCUCGCGCGCCCUCGCCGAGGCCAUGCAGACCGUGCAACACACGCGACACUUCGCUCGGCCCGUCAACUGGGCCGGUUGGUUACUCUUAGGCGGAGACACUCGUCUGUCUAACAAGGUGGCGCUGAUGGGCCAGGCGCUGGCCGAGCUGCUGCGCAGCGGACCCGAGGAGUGUCGCGACGCGCUCCGCGUCACCCUGCACCUCGUGGAGAAGUCGCUGCAGCGCAUCAACUGCGGCCAGAAGAACGCCAUGUACACGACGCAGAAGAGCAUCGAGAACAAGGUGGGCGGCGCGCAGGGCUGGCGCGAGCUCCUCAUGUCGGUGGGCUUCAGAUUCGAGCCAGCGGGCAACGGUAUCAGACCCUCGGUGUUCUUUCCCCAGAGCGAUCCCGAGGAGAGAUUGACGAGGUGCAGCGCCAGUCUGCAGGCACUGCUGGGCCUGGGCCAGGCGUCGCUGCACGCCCUGGUGGAGCUGCUGCAGUCGCCCGAGGCUGCGGAGGACGUGAUCGCGGCGAUGCGCAGGGCCAGUUGCGCCAGCGAGGGACAGGAGAUCAAGCUGCCCGUGAGGGUCUGGAGGACGCCCGGAUCGCACGAGCUCUUCGCCAGUCUGGGCUUCGAUCUGAUGGAGGUCGGACAGCUCGAGGUGGGCUUGAGGACCGGAAAGAUGGUGUCGAGGCGUUCGGUGCAGUUCGCGCUUCAGGCGCUCUUGGCUCUUUUCGAUACGCAAGAGGCGCCAAAGAGUCUGAGCCUCGACUCGAGCAGUUCCAUGGAGAGUCUGUCGUCGUCGACGGCCGCGGCCGCGGCAGCAGCAGCCAAGAGCGAUCAUCGUCUGGACCGCGUGCGUCUGGGUGGGGCCUUCGCCUGCUACGUACGCGCGCGUGGCGAGCCCGACGGCAAGACCAUGGAGACGACGCCGAGUCUUUCGCUGUCGCGUCUGAAUUUGCAAACUGCGCAUCCGAACGACAACGAUACAUACUCGUCGCCGUCGGUGCUGAGCGCGGAACACCCACCGCCCGCGAGACUGCGCAACCUGUUCCCGGACAGCAAGGCCGCCGCAACUUCCGGCUUGACCCGGCCAGGAUCAAGUUCUAGUGGAUCGGUUACUGAUUGGGAUUCGAAUCUAGGACACAAUACUGUUCUACGUAGGCAUCAUCAUCAUUAUCAGCUGCCGAUCUUGCCCUCGAGGCUGAGCAUACGCUCGGAGUUGAGCAGCUGCAGCAGCGGAAGCUCGAAGAAAACCGGCGCAACUUCCGGCAGCAACAGCACUCAGGGCAGCGGUAGCGUCGCGGCAUCCACGGCGCCCAAGCGCAAAGCCCUGCACCACGUGCCGCCGAGUCAGCAGGCAAUCAACAACGGUAGCAACAACGCCGCGGCCACGGGACAGCAGACGCAGACGCAGUCCCAUCGCAGCUUGACCAAUCGCACGAGGGACCUGACGCCGAGCAUCUCCGACGUCUAUCACGAGCGCAAUCUCGGCCUCGGUCUGGCGCCGUCGCUGUCCAAGCUGCUGGGCGAGGACGGCCUCGGCGCGGCGGCCUGCGGCGAGGAGGAGGCCGCCACCGCGGCCAUCAUGGUGAGGAACAACAUCGUCGUCGGCCACAGCCAGACGACCAAUUGGCUGCAGACCGAGCAGGAGUUCCACAAGAGGGACGAGGGCGACGGCAGGUCCAUCACCGGCUCGCAGUGCAGCCAGACCAGUGGCUCGAACAAGAUCAGGAGAAAGGCGCCGCCGCCACCGUUAUGA
Messenger RNA from Trichogramma pretiosum, 6531 nucleotides. Its product is annotated as tetratricopeptide repeat protein 28. The transcript has 13 exons. The record is from RefSeq and is a predicted model, not a curated record. Bases 1 to 6531 code for a protein of 2176 amino acids. Gene Ontology annotation, molecular function: identical protein binding. NCBI's taxonomy places the organism in Eukaryota, Metazoa, Arthropoda, Insecta, Hymenoptera, Trichogrammatidae.